CGUUGCUCAGGUACUCUGUUGCCAAUCGGAACAUAAUAAACCACGGACAACUAUGGGGACUCGUGUUACUGUACAGCAGAUUCUUCGACAGACUGUAAAAAAUGUCCCCAUCUCCACUUUUAUACCAGUCCGGCUUAAGGCGUUUAAGAGACCCCGUCUCCAGCCUUUGUGCCUCAGCUGCAGACUGUUCUGUUUCGCUUCAGAUCGGACUUCUUCCCCGUUACCACAGCACAACCACAGCCUCUCUCCUGACCUGUCUCUGCGGUCUUUGCUCGAUAUGGGAUUCACUGAGUCCCAGGCAAGGCAGAUAUGUGACAGUGUGUUCAGGGAGAAAGGAGCGAAUGCUGCCAAACACGUCUUAUCAACGCUCACAGUGCUGUUCGUCCUGGGGCUUAACCCCACCAGUGUUUUGAAACUGCUGGACAAAUGUCCUGAGCUCUGCACGGUUAAAGAGACGCAGCUUCAGCAGCGGAUAAAUCAUCUACGGAAGCUGGGUUUGGUUGAAGGGAGUCUUCAGAGAAUGGUGGUCCACUACCCAAAGAUCUUAACCGUGCCUGUGAAGUCUGUAAAAAAUGUGGUGCAGUUCCUCAGAAAGAAUUGUCAGUUUACCUCCCAGCAGGUGACAGAAACCCUCAGAGAUAGUCCAGCAGUGGUGUUGGAGGACCUGGCCCAGCUAGAGUACAAGUUUCAGUACGUUUACUUCCGAAUGGGUGUCAAACAGGCAGAGAUGGUCAAGUGCAGGUUGUUCCGUUUCACUCUGGAUGACGUGCGCUGUCGGCACUCUUUCCUGGAGCGACGGGGCCUGUACCAAACUCCUGACAAGAAAGGACAGACCACUAUUAUUAACCCUAAACUGGACAGCAUCCUUAAUGUGGACCGGGAGAUGUUCAUCGCAGAUGUUGCCCGGGCGUCAGCAGAGGAGUAUGAUGUGUUUCAGAAACUCUUGGCAAGGGAGUGGAAGGAGGAAGAGUUAGAGCAUUGCAGCAUUAAGGCUUAUAGUGAUGAUGAUGAUGAUUAUGAUGAUGAUGAUGAUGAAGAAGAAGAGGAGGAGACUGGAGGAAAAAGUGGAUACAAGAAGAAGAAGAAAAAUAAAUAACGGAACUGUGAAAACUGACCAUAUCAUACAGAAUAAACAGCAGUAUUUAAUAAAUCUUAUAUAGUAAAUAAAAUGCUCCCUUUGUAAUGCCUCCUCUGUCUUAUUAUUCCUGUUUAUUUAUAGGUCCAAUAAAUGUUAUUGUAACCAA
Messenger RNA from Girardinichthys multiradiatus, 1244 nucleotides. RefSeq names its product mitochondrial transcription termination factor 4 (gene mterf4). The record is from RefSeq and is a predicted model, not a curated record. Gene Ontology annotation, molecular function: double-stranded DNA binding. Gene Ontology annotation, cellular component: mitochondrion. Lineage: Eukaryota; Metazoa; Chordata; Actinopteri; Cyprinodontiformes; Goodeidae. The transcript is spliced from 4 exons. Gene Ontology annotation, biological process: regulation of DNA-templated transcription; mitochondrial ribosome assembly. Bases 53 to 1096 code for a protein of 347 amino acids.